Apodemus sylvaticus (European woodmouse) is the source of this 257-nucleotide messenger RNA. Its product is annotated as small integral membrane protein 15-like. Bases 1 to 201 code for a protein of 66 amino acids. NCBI's taxonomy places the organism in Eukaryota, Metazoa, Chordata, Mammalia, Rodentia, Muridae. The transcript has a single exon. The record is from RefSeq and is a predicted model, not a curated record.
AUGCUUGACAUAAAGGCUUGGGCGGAGUACGUGCAAAGGACCAGUACCACAGUUGUCCUUGCGCUCACGCCACUGUUCCUAGCUAGUGCUGUGCUGUCCUGGAAGUUGGCCAAGAUGAUUGAAGCCAGAGAGAAGGAGCAGAAGAAGAAACAAAAACGGCAAGAAAACAUAGCCAAAGCGAAACGACUAAAGAAGGAUUGAAGGGGUGAACGGACUGCAUCUAGAGAACACCCCUCUGGGAAAUCUGAGGUUGGGAA